This is a messenger RNA of Prorocentrum cordatum, 2441 nucleotides long. NCBI's taxonomy places the organism in Eukaryota, Dinophyceae, Prorocentrales, Prorocentraceae. The record is from the annotation of a GenBank genome assembly.
CCUCAACAUCGCACCUGAGAGUCCGUAGUCAUUUUGGCUCAAGCAUUUGUUGCCCAAGUCGGUUUGGCUCACGCCUUUGUGGUCCUGGUGAAGCUAAUUUUGCCAUCAAUUUACGCAUAAGUCUGUAUCGAUUGCAGCAGUCCCAACCCAGCGCAAAUGAUUGGCACUUUUGAGAACGCAUCGGGGCUGGAUAUGCUUUCAAAAACACAGGUGAGUUUCUCUCGCGAGGAACCUAUGAAGGUCGGUCGGCUUCAUUCGCCAGGCUUCAUUUCUCGUGAAUCGGUCGGAAAGGAUACGUGGAACAGCAGGGAUUCUGAGGAUGUCGUGGAUCCGUUGUUCCCAAUGUGGGUCCACACCCAGAGCUUCCUCUCUAGCAGUACCAUUUCCGAGUGUUCUAGCUCCGCCGAUGACGACAGUCAGCAGACGGCUUCGAGCGACAAUUUGCAUCUUCAGCAGAGGUCGGGCAGCCCCUGCAGCCCCCUCAGCGUCAAGGCUACCAGGUCUGAUCCAGAGCUGAAGAUGGGAAAGAUGGAAUCAGCCGAUGGAUUGAGCAGCGACCAACGGACCACAGUGAUGAUGCGCAACCUGCCCACCACCUUUACCCGGGCCCGUCUGAUCGAUCUGCUGAACAGCAAGGGCUUCUCGGGGCAGUUCGAUCUGAUCUAUCUUCCUAUUGACUUCGGUUCUGCGUGUAACCUUGGUUAUGCAUUUGUGAACAUGACGACUCAUCAGCAGGCGUUGCAUUUUUGGAAGGUUUUCCAUGGUUUCGCAGCAUGGACGGCUCUCGGGUGCCGCAAAGUGUGUGCCGUGUGUUGGGGUGCAGUGCAGGGGCUGCGCGCGAAUGUUGCGCGAUACCGAAACUGCCCUAUCAUGUGCAAGCAUGCCGUACCUGAUGAUUACAAGCCUGCUCUAUUCCAAUCUGGUAUGCAGAUUCCGUUCCCGCUCAAGGCCUCGCGGUCCAAAGCAAUGUUGCACCGCUCAGCCCGUAUCCAGAUGCCAGCUCUUUGCGGUUCCAUGCGGCGUGGGCAGUAGCUUUGUUCGCAGCUCUAGGCUGGGUGCGGUUUCAAGUGUGCACCGGCGCUGCGAAGAAGUCAAGACGCUUCAGCCUGUCCACGGAAUGUAGGGGCUUCAAGAGCACACUGCAUGGUAGAUGCGUCUCGCUGUGGGCCCUGUGUCGCCCUGCGCUGGUGGGCUCACUUGGCAGUCGCGGCACUUUAUGUAAUUAUUCUUUUGCACAGCUGUGCUCUAGAGCUCGGACCUCUUGAUUUUCGUGUGUCGUCGUCGUUCGUUCGUUCGUCGUUCGUCCUCCCGCCUGCGGCCACAAAAGUAAACUCCUGGAGGAAGAAGGCGAAAGCCUCCUGUCUCUAGCAUCUCCUUGGUGCAAGAGCCAGGGCACGCGUGCCACUCGUUCACGCGGCCAGGCGCCAGGCGGUGGCCCGUUACUGCAUGCGGAGUGGACGCUGGCAGUCCAAGGGAAGGCUGCAGACAGUGGGCGGCGGACGCACUUCGCAGGUUUCUACAUGUUCCAACAUGUUGGUAAUGAUUGAUUCGUGCUCGCUUUCAGGAUCCGCCCACAUGUUUGCUGCUUCCGUGCUCGGAGACCCCGAUCACCUUUUGCUGCUCCAAGUUUGCUUGCCCACGCUGGUUGCGGCAUCCUCGACCCGCCGCAUGCCAUCGGCCGGGCUUGCCUCGGGAUGAGCUGGUCUUGCCGCUGAAGUUUAGAGACUUCUUUGAGCGGCGAAGCUGAAUGUAUCGUUGCCACUUUUGAUGUCCGCAGCGCAGACGGCACCUAUAUUGAGCUCAGGCUGUCGACAGCAGUGCUCUCGGGCAGACCGCCCACACUAUGGGCCAAGUUGUUGGACUCGUGGCCAGUUCGUCAGACAACGAGCUUUUCAAAUGUUGCUAAGGGUAUGCAGUGCGCCGGCGAGUAAGAGCUCCUUCAAGUUGGCCAGCGCAGCGCGGAGGACCGCCGUGCCGCAGUGUUUGCCUCCCUCCAUCUUUCCCUCCUCAUAUUCGCUCUCGCGCUCUCUCUCUCUCUCUAUCUCUGCCUGCCUCCCACUGCUGCUCUCCGCCCAGGCGGCCUGCCCACGGAGGUCCAGCAUCGGCCGUUGAGGCCCCGCUGCUCCUGUGCCCAGGCUUUUCUGUGAGCGGAAGCCGUGAACUUUUGAACUGGAUUGACGCGCCGCUGCAAUUCUGUGUAAGUGCGGUUUGAGCGCAGGCAAGUUCAGAUACAGCAAAUCUGCAGGAUGGGAGACGGGGCUAGUUGGGCCACCACAGAGCAGGGCAGCCUAUCGGCUCGAUGCCCAGAGGGCUGCCUUUGCAGGAGUGCUGUCACGCUUGGAUAGCGAAUAGCAGCUGCUAUUAGUAGGUUUUUCGCGCCGGAUCCGCUGAGCGUCGUUCCAGUAAGACUAGCAUUUGCCGAGCGCGAGCAAGGAACAACA